This is a messenger RNA of Folsomia candida, 2350 nucleotides long. Its product is annotated as trafficking protein particle complex subunit 13. The record is from RefSeq and is a predicted model, not a curated record. Lineage: Eukaryota; Metazoa; Arthropoda; Collembola; Entomobryomorpha; Isotomidae. Gene Ontology annotation, cellular component: TRAPPIII protein complex. The transcript has 9 exons. Bases 132 to 1373 code for a protein of 413 amino acids.
CAUGCAUGGCAUGGUGGUUGUUUUGAUUUGAUUUGUUUACUUGUGAAUUUGAGAGUGGAUUUUUGUUUUAAGAUAAAAAGUGAUAAGAUAAUUUUUGUCGGUUUUGUCACCAAUUGAUAACUCACGACAAGAUGGAGAAAGAUGUAAAGUCUUUGUUGUCUAUUAAGGUGCUUCGUCUCGUGAAACCGGCCAUGAUUGGACCACUCCCACUCACCUGUGAUAGUCGUGAUCUUGUCAGCGACUUGUGGGAGAGAGAAUUGAGGAUGGAUGUCACAGCCACGCCGGGCAUUGAAAAUUUGUCUCUCGGUCAAUUUCUUCGACUUCCGCAAGGAUUUGGAAAUAUGUACCUCGGAGAAACGUUUACUUGUUACGUUGUGAUUCAAAACGAAAGUCCCGUUGGUGUUACGAAUGUUUCCGUGAGGGUCGAUUUGCAAACCACAACCCAAAAGUUUACACUUACCGAGAAUCGGACAAUGUCUUUGAUGAAAACUGGAGAUACUAUUGACCUUAUCAUGAAUCAUGAAAUUAAAGAGAUGGGAAAGCACAUGCUCAUUUGUACCUUAACGUAUUCAGUUCCUAGCUCUGCGCCUACUUCCGAACCCAUUUUUGUGGAAAGAUUCUUCAAGUUUCAAGUUAAAAAACCUCUCGAUGUCAAAACUAAGCUGUACAAUGCUGAGGCUGACGAAGUAUUUUUAGAAGCUCAAGUCCAGAACAUUACCGCAAUGCCGCUCUGCUUAGAAAAAGUCGACUUGGAACCUUCCUCCGGCUUCAAUUGCAUAUCCAUGAACGGAACGUCGGAAAAAGACCUUCUCAUCAGGACACGGAUGGAUAUCCAGCAGAGUACAAACUUUAAGCAAAAGUGGCCCAAUUUGCUGCUCGAUGUGGAAGGGUCACAACAAUUUCUGUACAGACUGAUUCCGAAAGCGGACAACGCCAGGACAAUGACGAACAUUGGGAAGUUGGACAUUGUAUGGAAAACGUCCAUGGGUUCGCAUGGUCGCCUGCAGACGUCACAGUUGCAAAGACAAAUCACGGUGCUCAAUGACUUGAGAUUAAUCGUCGAAAAAGUACCGGACACGUCUCUUGUUGAUAAACCGUUUGAUACGCAAUGUAGAAUUGUCAACACGACUUCAGACCGUGAUAUGGACCUGCGUCUCGAACUGGAUCCCGCAAUCGAGGGGUACAUCUGGGUCGGCGUGACCAAAACGAACCUUGGGAUACUCGCUCCCACCAACCAAUUAAAUUUAACCGUCAGCAUAUUCCCGUUUCGAACUGGAUUAAUCAACGUUUCUGGAAUACGACUCGUCGACUUGAACCGAGGAGAAAAGUUUUGUUUUAAUGACUUAACCCAAGUAUUAGUAUUGCAAAAAUAAGCAAAUUGUAUGGAUUCCAAUUUCAAAUAAUAAUUUAGAUAUUUAUUUAUUUAGUAAGCCGUACUGAUAAGAUAACAACUACAAUUAAGUAAAUUCCGUGCUAAGUAUAGGUGCAAAAAAGUGCAAGUUUUAUGGCUAUUUUUUGACUACUAAAUAACAUAAAGGUCGAGCUUGCUCCAAAUUAAGUUGAAGAUUAAUUAAGACUAAGGUUCAGAGGUUGGCAACAUAUUUUGUGAAAAUACAGUAAUUUUGAGCCCCGUUCUUUCCAGGGUUUGGAUUUCCGGAAGUGUUACACCCACAAAAAGCUGAACAUCUACGUGGAGAAGGCAAAAUUCAUACGAAAACACACGUUUUGUGAAGAAAUUAACUUUUUAUCACUGUCAAAAAACAUUGCUUUAACUAAUUUCUUUUAAGUAAACUAGUUUAACAGCGAUAAAGCGUUAAUUUCUUCAAAAAACCUAUAUUUUCGUAAAACUCUUGUAUUCUGUACGUAAAUUCUCGUCUUUUUUGUGAGUGCAACACCCCCGGAAAUGUAAACCCUGGGAAGAACCGAGCUCAAAAUACUCUAUUUUCACAAAGUAUUUUACCCACCCUGCUAAUUCUACCUCUUCAGCUAAAUGCAUCCAGAAAUCCGGUCGGUGGGAUGAAGAAACGUGAUUUUUUAUAAUAAUACUUAAACAGAAUUGUACUUUGAUUUUCAAGUGUAGGCAAAGAAGCAGAAAGGAUGAUGAAGAAGACGAAGAUCAAGAACCAUGCAAAUCAAGAUCAUCGAUUUGUCAUUCUUUACAACACAAUGCAAUGUGGCUUAUCUCUAUAAGGGUUGUUUUUGGGUGAAUGAAAUCCAGUAACUAGCGAAUCAUCGCGCUGAUGUUCCACCACAUAUUUCUGAAAACAUGCAACAUGCCAAUUAGCUUUUUACUCAAAAAAUUAAAUUAAAAACAGAAAAUCGGAACUAAGAAUAAUAAUAUUAAUUAAAU